Molecule: messenger RNA, 10536 nt
Organism: Cololabis saira (Pacific saury)
Lineage: Eukaryota; Metazoa; Chordata; Actinopteri; Beloniformes; Belonidae
Product: serine/threonine-protein kinase WNK2
Exons: 28
Coding region: 617-8290 (2557 amino acids)
Biological process (GO): monoatomic ion homeostasis; protein phosphorylation; intracellular signal transduction
Cellular component (GO): cytosol; cytoplasm
Molecular function (GO): ATP binding; potassium channel inhibitor activity; protein serine/threonine kinase activity
Source: RefSeq, a predicted model, not a curated record
UGUACCAAACUAACGUGUCGAGACCAGAUGACGAGCGGCAACAGUGAUAUAUAUUUUACCUAAUUGCCCAAGCAAGGGACUACAGGGAAAGUUUAAAUCCUGCGUGUUGUCCAAACGCUAUUUAAAGCCACAGCUGCCGCAGAGGAGAGCAGCCAGGGAGAGACGUGUCUGGAUGAGAGGGAUGCGGCGGCUGGUCAGGAGAUAAAUGCAACAUAUUCCUCUGUUUUCCCCUCCCCGGUCGUCCAUAUGGGCUCCUGGUUCAGCUAGACGAGCUUAUUCCUGAAGCUGGAUGUGUUUGCGGUGGUUGGGGCGGCUCCUCUCCGUAGAAAUGGGGAUAAAAUACAGAUAGGGCGUUUUUUAAGUCCACCUUUUUUUAUAUUUUGUUGUGGACAGUCGGCUAACCUUAGCAUAUUUUCGUCGGCGUGACUGCAGCUUGGGUGCUUUUUUUUCUUUGGGUUUCAACGCCUUUUUGGACAAGAGCUGUGAAGGGCCUGUGCUGGCAAACUGCGUCACCGGGUGGGCGCUGCAGGUAUUCCUUUAUAAAUCUGCAUGAGGAAAAUGAAGCCAUGGCACGAAUGAACUGGAAACCAAAGUGACUGAACCUUCAAACCCCACCAUGGAGCCAGAGGGUAAUAAUGCAACCUCCCAGAUCCAUCUAAACUCCAAUUAUACGUCUGCAUCUAAUUCUCAGUCUGAACUGACCACAAAUAUGUAUGCGGAUGCCAUGGAUGAUGGAAAUGUGAAUCUUGUGGACUCACUAGUGAGAAGCGGGAGUGACCCCAGCACCUAUCCGUCCUCCAGUUAUCAGAGGAGUGUGCAUCAGAGAUUCAUCAGGAGAAGUCUAUGGUUUUCAGAUGCAGACGAGCAGGCCUUUGAAGCACCUGAAAGCGAAAAUGGGAGGAAAAUCCUAAACAUAAACUUGCGGACGAUAGUGGACAGGACACGAGGGACGAGCUGUGGGAUACGGGAGGGCUCCAGCACUGAAAGUCAAGGUGCGCAUAAAGACAACAACAGUGCAACAGAGAGUGCGAGUGCCGACGAGGACAAGGACAAAGGUGGAAGUGCAUUGAAAGAUACCUGCAGUGAUGGCGGUAAAGUUGCCAUCAAGGCAGCCAGUGAGGAUAAUGAAGAGGAAGCAGAGAUGAAAGCAGUAUCCACAUCUCCAGGAGGAAGAUUCCUUAAAUUUGACAUUGAGCUGGGAAGAGGGUCCUUCAAAACUGUCUACAAAGGCCUGGAUACGGAGACCUGGGUGGAGGUGGCCUGGUGUGAAUUGCAGGACCGCAAAUUGUCAAAGGUGGAACGUCAGCGCUUUAAAGAGGAAGCAGAGAUGUUAAAGGGUCUUCAACAUCCCAACAUCGUUCGUUUCUAUGACUUCUGGGAAUCACCUCUCAAAGGAAAGAAGUGCAUCGUAUUAGUAACAGAACUGAUGACAUCAGGGACAUUGAAAACCUACCUGAAGCGUUUCAAGGUAAUGAAACCCAAGGUGCUGAGAAGCUGGUGCAGACAAAUCCUUAAAGGCCUUCACUUUCUUCAUACCAGGACGCCUCCCAUCAUUCACAGAGACCUAAAAUGUGACAACAUCUUUAUUACUGGACCUACAGGGUCAGUCAAGAUAGGGGAUUUAGGACUGGCGACACUUAAAGCAGCUUCCUUUGCAAAGAGCGUCAUAGGUACUCCAGAGUUCAUGGCUCCAGAGAUGUAUGAAGAGCAUUAUGAUGAGGCGGUUGAUGUCUACGCUUUUGGGAUGUGUAUGCUAGAGAUGGCCACCUCAGAGUAUCCCUAUUCAGAGUGUCAAAAUGCUGCACAGAUUUACCGCAAAGUUACAAGUGGAGUGAAGCCAGCCAGCUACAACAAGGUCAUGGAUCCUGAAAUCAAGGAGAUAAUUGGCGAGUGUAUCUGCCAAAAGAAAGAGGAUCGGUACACCAUCAAAGACCUGUUGAACCAUGCUUUCUUUGCUGAAGACACAGGUGUUAGGGUGGAGCUUGCAGAGGAGGAUGAUGGGAAAAAGACUUCUAUAGCCCUCAAACUAUGGGUGGAAGACCACAAGAAGUUAAAAGGGAAGUACAAGGAGAGUGGAGCCAUUGAGUUCACAUUCGACUUGGAGAAGGAGGUCCCUGAGGUUGUGGCACAAGAAAUGGUGGACUCUGGUUUUUUCCACGAUAGUGAUGCCAAGACUGUUGGAAAGUCUCUCCGGGACCGUGUGGCACUGAUCAAGUGGAGAAGAGGGAGAACAGCAUCUGCUGCAGUUCCAGUGGAUCAGGGUGAAGGAGGACAUGGAAUCAGGAGGACACCGUCUGAGGGCAUCUCCGCCGGAGCAGCACAUGUAGGACAGCUCCCUGUGCUGGAACCAGAAGAUCUGGAGACAGAUCAGCAUUGCAGGCUGCAUAACCUGCCAACCAGUGCCACAUCGGUGACAUCCGACAGUACACUUGACAGCGGCAUGGGCUCCACUGUGUAUUCAGACUCCCACAGUAGCCAGCAGAGUGUCCUCUACCAGUCCCUUCUGGAGCCUAUAACUAUGGCAACACAGCAGUGCCGGAGUGGUUACCCACUUCAGACAGAGAGACCUCACUCCUGUGAAAAUGGUGAAAUCCGUGGGCCAACGCUGAGCCCAGACCUUAGGACUCGAUUGAGAAGCUCAGACCGGAGGGGAAGUGCUCCGGUUAUUGACCUUCAAAGGGCAAACUACAUUUCUCAACUCCACGCUUUUAUUCAGUCCCAGAGAUCAGUCAGUCCCAACCCCAUGCUACCAGAGAACCAGUCAGAAGUCAGCCCUACUGAGCCACACUCAGAGACUGAGGAUGGGUUUCCCCCACCAAGAGUUCUGCCAGUGCUGCACGUCUCCCCCGUUUCUUCACCCUCAGAGUGCCGCCGCCUAAGUGACACCAGCUUCAGACCAUCAUCAGAGGCCACCAGUGACGGUUUAACUCUCCCAUUGCCAAGUGAACGGAGACAUUCAGACAUCAGUGGCCUUCUGAGUUUAACCUCGAACCAUAAAUACCUUUCUGCAAUGCAAAGAAGCCACAUGUGCCAGUCCUGCCUCUCCAAGCUUCUGUUGAGGUCAAAAGAUGGGAGCCAAUCCUACCCCUCUGUCAUCCCAACACAUCACUGUCCAUGUGAUGUAAGACAGCACCCAUUAUAUGGUGGAAAAAUUUGCAGCAAUAAUUAUGGGCAUCUAAAAAGUUUAAAUGAUUAUUCAAAUUUCUCUAUGCUGCAGCAGUCCCUGUUUAAUAUAAUCAGCCGCAGAGCAGCCCCUAGUCACACCACGGCCCCCCAGACCUCUCUGCUGCAGUCCUCUGUAGUCCAGAGGCCUUCCCACAGUGAUGGAGACUCUGGCCUAAACAGUAAUUCUCAGUUUGGCUGCUUGCAUAAGGACCAGGAAUCUCUCCAGGAGUGUGAAGACGGACUUUGUUCCAGAGAGCAACAAACUACCACUGCUCCGGGAGUGGCCAGCUCAGCAGGUCACCAGAAUCAACCAUCAGUCCAGGGCCUGCCCUCUUCCAGCACAGCAGUGCCACAGCAGUACCUUCAGGCUGGACACAGCUACCCAGCUGCUCCAUAUGCUGGUCAGUCCAGUGCUGCCCCACCAGCACCAACCAGUCUAUGCUCUGUAAACAUCCAGCAACAAACUCAAGCUGGAGUAAGCAUUGCAACAUCAGCUGUGCCACAACAUGUUGCGCAAAACUAUCAAGCAACAGGACAACAUCAGCAGGCGACAGCAGCAAGUGCUAUGACUUUUCCUUUGCAAGUCCAUCAAACUUUUCAGAACUCUGUAACAUCAGCUCAACAAUAUUCUCAAUCUGCAUCAGGAUAUCCUGGUUCAAAUCAGCCUCAGACAGCAGCGUCCACCCUGACAGCACAGCAGCAAGCACAAAGCUGCCCUCUUGCAUCAGUUGCACCAGCCAUAGCAACCACAGUCCAGGGUCAGACUGCACGUGCCCCCAGCACACCUCAGCAUGCCCAAGCAGCAGUGAAGCCGCAGAGUCAACAGCCUGGUCAGAGCUCCUCCACACCAGCACUUUACAACCAACAAAUAUCCACGUACCAAGAGCACCAACAACCCUUACCACAAAAUACGCAAGUAUCAAGUAUACAGCAGAUAGUAAAUGCUGGACAGACUUAUCAUCAGCAUAAACAAGAAACUGUACAAACCAUGUGCCAUCAAAUGGUACAACCAUCUAACCUCCCAUCUCAAAGUCUUCAGUUUCCUACUCAGCCGCAAGUACAGAAACCACCAGUUCAACAGCAGAGUUCAAAGGUCAUGCAGACCUCUGUCCCACAGCAGCACCAGGAUGUAUCUCAGUCUCAUCCAACAACCACCCCAGUUGUGCAGGCAUCCGCAGAGCAUCAAAGUCACUUUGUGCCAGUUCUACCUGAUACUGCCUCUCAGAGUUAUGCACAUUCUGCACCUGGCCAGGCCCAGUACCUGUCAGCACAGUCUGUUUCUGCAGGACUAAGUUACAAAGGAGCUAACCAAGUAGAAACUGCUCAGAACAUUUCAGUUUCUUCCCAGCAAAGCCAUGCUGCACAAAUCACUCAGGUUCGUCAUCAGACUCAGGUCACCCAUCCUGAGUCUGUUGCCAGUGCUCAGCCUGUGCAGUCUGUUCAGCUCGCACAAUCUGCAGCCUUCUCCUCACUUGUGCAGAAUGAAGCAGACCGGUGCAAAGCCACUGUAGUCGCACAGCUGGACAACAUCAAAUCAUGCCAGCUACCCCCACAGGCCCAGCACCAGAGUAGUGUUCAAAGCCAAAUUCCUGUGCUGCAAUCUUCUGACUCACAGAGAGCAUCAUCUGGGUCAGCCAGCUCCACUUUUCCACAGCAGAAAACGCUCAAUACUGUCUCAGGAGCUGCAGGUCAAGGUCCAGCAGAGUCUAACUUGGAGGAUCAAGCUGCAGAAAAACACACUGGAGGGCAAAGCUGUGACAGUGUCAACUCUGAUGCCACAUCAGGAAAGGAGACGAGCGACGGCUAUGAAGGGACGCACGGAAGCAAAGGAGAGGGGAAAGUUCGCAAACACCAUCGCAGGUCCACGCGCACUCGUUCUCGCCAGGAAAAGAUUAGCAGACCAAAGCUGGGCAUGCUUAAUGUGUGUAACACUGGAGACAAGAUGGUAGAAUGUCAGUUGGAGACUCAUAACCAUAAAAUGGUCACGUUCAAGUUUGACCUGGAUGGAGAUGCACCAGAAGAGAUUGCAACUUACAUGGUGGAGAAUGAUUUCAUUCUGCCUCUUGAGAAAGAGGUCUUUAUUGAACAGCUGAAGGACAUUGUAGACAAGGCAGAGGACAUGCUGAGUGAGGACACAGAGGGUGAAAGGUUCUCUGACCAGAGAUGCAGCCCUAAACAGAGUGAAGGAGCUGGUGCACUCAGAGCAGAGGUUUUACAACCCAGUACUCCUCAACUAGUGUACCAACAAAAUGUCCUCCAUACUGGCAAGCGCUGGUUUAUCAUCUGCCCUGUGGCUGAGACACCCAUGCAAGACAAGGAAAAUCCUUUAUCACAAACCUCUGGAUCCCAGGAAUAUGAAAAGUCUGGUUCAUUGUCGGGCAGGACCAACAGCAACGCAGCUGCAGUGAUAACACCAGUCACAUCCUUAUCUUCCCAAAGCCCCUCUACCUCCUCAUUACCCACCUCAGCACAACCUCCGGACCAAAUCAUUGGCAAAUCCCAGGUCCAGCAGACCCAGCCCAGUGUAACUAAGCAUCCUCUUGCUGCUGGGGGCAUCAGCCAUCAAAACUCCUAUUCUGUUGAAGACUCUUGCAUAUCUGCAGAUAUGCCAUGCUGUGCAAUUGUGCCACCUGUCUCUCUGGAUGUAAAUGCUAGUAAUAAAGGAGCAGGAGCUGGUGUUUUCGCCUCAUCACAAACUGAUCAACAUAAUGAAGAGGCCAGUCCUACUUCAGAACUACCUCCCCAUGUUGCCUGCCACCAGUCUGUGGUCCUGCAACAGCCCUAUGCCACACCAAUGCAGCCUGGGACAGUGACAUCCCAGCCUCAGAGUCCGGCACAUCAAAACCCCCAGAUGUCAAGCCAGCAGCAGUGUGGAGGACAGGGAGAGUCCGACAGCGAGGGGCCACGCAGAGUGGAGUUUGUUGACCGUACCAUCAAGACCUUGGAUGAAAAGCUCAGAAACCUGUUGUACCAGGAGCACGCUCCCUCCCAGCCCCCCAGCAAUACUUCUGAACCCCAGGCUUCCAGCACAGAAGGCUUGAGCUCCCCUCCACUCUCAGAUGGCCAGAGCACAGAGGGGCCGCUCGCUAAGAAAAAGAUGGAACCACUGCCCCAGAUUCCUGAGCGCACGGAUAGUGUUGGUACGUUAAACGAUUCUGCUGUGGAAGCCUCUAACAGUACUUUGAACAGAAAAGAUGUGAUUGAGGGCUCACACAACUCCAAAAGCCGUUUUCAAAUCAUCCCCACUCCUCCAGAUGUCAUUUGUCGUUUAGAGAAGAGCAAGAUGAGCUGCAGCACGUGCAGUUCCCCAGCACCCUCUAGUGGUUCCAGCGUGUCCUACAGCCAGACACAGAGCUCAGGCAGGAGAGAGGACUGUGUGGCAGUUUUCAGAUCCUGUGUGACAUCUGAAGCUCACAAUGAAAAUCCAGAAAAGCUCAGACCUCUCAGUGCUAGUCAUCACUCUGCCCCAGAAAAUUUCUACCAGUGUACCCCCACCUCUAGUCCGGAAACUACUCCACGCCAUAUCCCUCGAGCCCACACUAUUGACGCUCCAACCCAUCAUCACAAUCAGCAGUCGUCACACCUCUACUCAGACUCAGCUGACGAGGACAGCAGCAGCGUGACGCUUCCUCAAGCUCAAGCUGCUCCUCCAGCUCAGGCCAUGUCUGAGCACAGUGGAAGUGACCUCAUGAAAAGGGCGGUUGCCUUCUUGCGGCGCUCUGGUCGAAGCAAAAGUGAGCAGAGGUCUGAUUCACCGAGCCAACAGCCUGUGGUGAUGAAUGGUCACACUCCUUCACCUUCUGCGGGACACCCACCCCCAUCUUACAUCAGCAGUGACAAUGAUUCUGAGUUCGAGGAUGCAGAUAUGAAAAAAGAACUACAGAAACUCAGAGAAAAACACAUGAAGGAAAUCUCUGAGCUGCAGGCAUUUCAGAGAAGCGAGAUUGAGAGGCUUUACAAGGAGCUGGGAAAAAGUCUGCCCCCUAAUGUGAGCCUGCUUCAUGCUGUUCCACCAAAUGGACGGAGGCGAAGAACCAGCAAACACAAGCUGAAAGCUGGAAAACUGCUCAAUCCAAUGGUGCAGCAGCUCAAAAAUAACCUGAACACCACUAGCACUGAAAGGAAAGGUGAGAGUGCUGCCAGUUCAUCUAGUUCCCCAGCUAGAAGCUCCCUUAUGUCAGAUGGCUCGGCUCACUCCAGUGGCAGCUCCAGCUCCAGCAAUCGGCCAAAUCCCCUCCAGGAGCAGGUCCAUACCCAGCAACCCUGUUCCUUGAAGGGCUCCUUCUCCUCCGACAACCUCAGUGCUAGGGGACAUGGCGAUGGAAUGGCCAGCCCAGCUGGCCACGGCCAAGGCUGGACGGUUUACCACCAAACGUCAGAGAGAGUCACCUAUAAAUCUAGUAGCAAACCACGCACUAGAUUCCUCAGUGGACCUGUGUCUCUGUCCAUCUGGUCCACUCUGAAACGCCUAUGUCUAGGCAAAGAGCGCAGUAGUAGGUCGUCUCUGAAUGCCACUACAGCCCCGACAGCCUCAAGUCAGACACAGCCAUCAGUCACAGCAGCCACAGCUUCACAGCCAUCUCAGCCAUUUGCACGGCUCGGCCAGGUUCAGUCCAACAACAGCAACAACAACAGAGGCACGUUUACUGAUGAUCUUCACAAGCUGGUAGAUGAUUGGAGAAAAGAGACGGUAGCAGCGGCCAGCCAACGACGACCCUCCCUGAACGAGAUGAAGCAGCAGAGACGCCACUCACUCAUGGGAGCAGUUGCGCCUGAGAUGAAACGCCAUGUUGUUCCCAACAAGUUCCAGGUGCCUCUCUCAUGCCCAAUGACUGCUGCUUUAGCGCCUGGUAUGCCUGCAACCCUAGCACCAAAUUCCUCUGCAAUGCUGUCUCCUGGUUACCUUGUUCCAGCGGGCUCCUAUGGUGGGAUGGUCCGCAGUCCUCUUCAUCCCCCGUGGCCCGGCAUACCUAGUCCUGUAGGGCCCGUGACUCCUGUAGGCUUGCUUGGUGCUCCAAGAGUGAUGCCCUACGUUACAAUGGCAAACCCAGGAAUCCAAACCUUCCCUUUGUUCAUGCACAACCCUGAGAUUGGUCCCUCUUCAAAAACCACUAGGACUACCUGAUCUGCUAACUGAGAUGUGUUGGUGUGUGUCUGCAGGACAGUCCAAAUCCACUCUGCUCUAUUCACUGGUGGCACACAUGUACAUAGUCAGAUCUUGUAAAUAACAUGAAGUGUUGGUAUUCUUUAUACAACACAUAUCUGUAAUAAAUUGUGUGUGUGUGUGCGUGAGUAUGUAUGUGUACAUGAUAAUGAUACCCUUAGAAAGUAUGUCUGAAUAUCUAAUGCUUUUUAGCUUUGGUCUUUACUAAACUUGGCCAUAGAGGACAGUUUAUCUGUAGUCACAAACCAAUUUCACUCUGUUCUUUCUUGCUGCCGUUUCCACAUUUUGCUUUUGUCUUUUUGUUUUAUGUGCACUUAAACACUACAUUGCAAUCCAAAUAUGAGUGGCUUUGGAUCCUGUAACAGGAUAGUAUUUAUGAUGUAAAAUGUUUGCAGGAAUGCAGUGCCUUGAACCUUGAUUUCUUUUCAAGCAUUUCUGCAUCCAAGUUAUUUUGAUGGUACCUUGAGUACAGAUUUACAGUUUGUUUUUGUUUAGUUUUUUUUUUGUUAAUGAUUCUUUUUUUCUUUUUAGUUUACAUAUGAAUGCCCUUCUAGUACUGCACUAUUAACACAGUAUAUACUCUUAUUUAAAUAUUAGAACCAUGUUUUAACACUUGUUUACUUUUCACCCCUGUGACAGAUGGACUGCCAUAGUGGUGAGAUGUUCUGAUGCCUUGCAGAUACAAACGGUAAAUGUACGACUGAGGGAUGGGAAAAAGUAUUCGCCAGCAGCCAAAAUCCAUUCAGGUCAAAUGGUUCACUCGGACACAGCUUCUUUCUUGACUGGACAGCCGUUGGUUGGACAGCACAAGAGCUGGUAGUGUUGUAAAGGAAAGAUGGUGUCCAGAGCCAUUCAUACUGUACAUAGUUCUUUCUACAGUAAAUGCCUCUGGUGGUGUCCUGAUCAGAAUGUAGCAAUUGAUAUGUGAAGGCUUGAGGCUUAAAAGUGCAAUUUAAUCCCUCCAUAAAGCUUUGAUUGUGGCCAUGCCACAAGCCUUAUCUUUGACGUGUGCGACAUGAGCAAGCUAAAAAAAGUUGAGCAAAGUUACAGAUCACAAAGCAACAGUUAAGAUUACCUGGCAAAUUAUAAAUACCACGAACCACCGAGCAAACACUGAAUUCACUGCUGCAAAAUGUUCCUUCAACUUGGCUCGUACUCUGUGUACACUGUAUGUAAAAUGUUCUGUGCAAUCACCAAUUCAAUUUGAUGUUUUUAACUUAUUUGGUGUUUAGAGUUUUUUGUUUUUUUGUUUUUGAUGCUGCUAUUUAUCGAGGUGAUUGACUGUACAGUUAAGUGUUCUGUUCUUAUACGACGGUACUUAGGUAAGAAGACUUUAAAUCAACAGGGGACAUGCUCACAAGUCAGUGUUGCCUUGUUGACAGAUUGACCCAGGUUGUUUUUGAUGCCUGACCCCCCCCCCCCCCCCCUUUUUUUCCAAUAAUGUACUGCAAAAUUGAAAUGAUACUUGAUGUGGGAGAUUUGCACAAUAUACAAUCUCUUUAUUCUACAUAAGCUAUGAUAAUUUUUUUCAAAUCACUGACAAGCAUGGCCUAACUAUUCAUGUUCCACUAAGCAAAAAAUAAAAUAAUAGAUAUAAUGGUUAAAAAUGUCACAUCUUCACAACACAUUCAAGAGGUUUCAGCACCCCUGUCUUGCCAAAGCUGUGAAUUGAAUAGUUCUGUUGCAGCCUGUAUUCGUACUUUACACCUUUUUUUCUUUUUUCUUUUUUUUUUCUUUAUUUUUGACCAUUUGGAGGCAGGUUGCUUUGAUGUAUAUUAUUCCAUCAAUUCGGUUUGAAUUGGAUUUUUAUAGGAUAUUAUGCAGAGUCUUCUGCUUUGGUGAAAUACUUCCAAUAGUAAGAGAUUUCUGUUCUCUGUCACUUUUAUCUGGUAUGUUUUAUUCUGCCUCCCUUACUGCUGGCUGCAGAGAUGGGAAUAACCACUACUGACAUAUUCACUUGGAUGCUGUGAUCAAAUGGAGAUCAGUGAAAUGAAAGGGGGAGUAGUCCUAACACUUCUCCCUCUGCAAGUCACUUCUCUGUGGAUGUCAUUGCCCUCUUAUGGAUAUGCUGUGAUUGUCAAAAGCUUGUAUUUAACUGUGUGGGAUUGCUUUUGCCUGCUGUACGUCCCACUGCAUUACCCCACCCUGUCCUGCUGCACUCUUAUCACAACUGUAUGUUGAGAGAGAAAUAAAUAUUUUGUGCUUGA